This is a messenger RNA of Hyla sarda, 2075 nucleotides long. It is a transcript of the gene C12H20orf96, whose product is annotated as chromosome 12 C20orf96 homolog. Bases 151 to 1302 code for a protein of 383 amino acids. The transcript is spliced from 10 exons. NCBI's taxonomy places the organism in Eukaryota, Metazoa, Chordata, Amphibia, Anura, Hylidae. The record is from RefSeq and is a predicted model, not a curated record.
ACAAUGGUCUGCCGCGAUGAGUGGAGAAGCUCCCCCUCCUGGCCUGUCUGAUCAUUACACGCAAUGCAGGAACUUUCUGACGGCGCAGUAUCAUGGGAGUCGCCAUAUUGGAACACCUCCUGUGUGGGGGUGGUAACAUGAAAGCUAGUGAUGACGUCAGCUUGUUUCCACGGUAACGGAUUAACGCUGGUAAGAAUACAUCGGAGCAUAAAGAUCAAAACUGCUGAAAAAUCAGACACAAAGAAAGCGAAGGAGACAAGCGGCGAGCCGGGGGAUCUCAGCAUGUCCCAGCAGCUGAUGGCGAGUGGACACCACUGUUCCACCUCUAAGUACCACCAUGUUACCCCCCAAACAAACAGGAAGAUUAUAGAGACCACUGUAAAGAGCGGGACUCCAAUUCAUGCUACAGGUGGUAAGAGCCCCACAGAAGUGAAAGGCCGAAAAAAGAAGUCAGACUAUCAGCUACGUAAGAACUGUGAUACAGAGAAAGUCAAAACGAAAAAAAGUGGCCUUGUUUUGAUGACAUAUAGUAGGCAGCCCAUGUCUAGUCUGCUUUCGCAGUGCAAACGCCUAGAGGAGGAGAAUGUAGCAAUGCUGAGACAGAUCGUGAAGAUGGAAGAUGAGGCCAUGAAGAGUGCCUCCCAGCAGCUUCAGCAGUAUGACAGGGCAGGGAGUAAUGUCCGGGCUGUACAGAUUUGGACAGAACAACAAAUUCAGGAUGCUCAACAGGAUCUGGAGUUAACCAAGGACAGAAGAGAGAAAGAUGUCAAUGCAGAACUGCAUCUUCAGCUGCAGAAUUGUGAGCAAAAGAUACAAGAUGCCCAGAAAGACCUGCAACAACUGCGAGAGUACCGAGAUUGUGGCCAUUCAGUGAAAGUACUUCAGGCUGCAGAGCUUGAGAGACAACUGUGCGUGUUAAGUGAGUUGCAUCAGGACCAGGCUGCAGAUGUGGAAGCGUUGGCUCAAACAGAAAUUGAAAAAUUGUUGGAAAGUUAUCAGAAAAUAAAGGACGAUAUGCUCCAGGGUGUAGUAGAGCAACACGUGGAGGCUCUGCCUUUGUCACUGAAAAGGAUGUGUCUUCAGAACCAGGAGAUGAGAAGUGAAAUCACAGCAUAUCAGCAGAUGAUUACAGGAUUUCAGGAUGACAUUAAAAAGUUGCUGGAAACUGGAGAUUCUCUUCGUAAGUCAUGGAACAAGGAGACAGACAGACUUCACAAGGCGCUCCUGCUCAGCAGACCCUGUUGUUCGGCUAAUGAAGAUGUGGUCCUGGAUAUCCCCCUAAACAGACCAAUGUAUAUCUAGUAUCUGGUGCAUGACACAUUCUGUAAGCUGAAGACUUCAUCACACCCUUCACAUACAGUUACUUCUUAGACUGUGCUCUUCUACUGAACAACCCAUGGAACAUGAUGAUAAAAGGAGGACGUUGUAUAUAUGUUGAUGGAUGUAUGUGAUGGUUAAAGUGCAUGUCUGUAGAGGGGUCAGACAAAAUAAGCAUGGCAUCAUUUGAAAGAUUUGGAAAGCUGGAUGAUAACCCAUGUGGCAGCAUAGUGACAAAAUUAAUCACCCAGUCUUCCUAGAGACAGACAUAAAUUAGAAUUAAUUUAAUUCAGAAUAGUACAACUCAAGACCCCCUUCUCUACCACCGUUAGGGGAGGGUGAGGAAUUAUUUUAAAUACACUGAAUGCUGAUGCUACUGUUCUUAAGUACAUGUUUAAAUCUUUCUUGCACCUUCACCACAAACCUCUGCAGGACAGCGUGACCGAUGAGAGUGGAUGAUAGAAAGUUGCAGUCUAUCCCAAUUGAUGCCUGUAGAACAGGUUUUUAUGAACGUGUAGGGGGAGGACAACGUUUGUGAAGUACAUUAUAAGGUGACAUGGGAUGUGCACUAUUGGUAGUAUAUUGCAAACUACCCAAGGGCAGUAAGGGGCUAAUUAACCUAUGAUACAUACCAAACCCCAGGGCCGUGGCCCGGGAUAUAAACUCCUAUUGUACCACCCCUAAAACUUAACUUUUACUGUGCAUGGUUAAAAUGGUAAUCCCAAUAAACAAUAAGGUUAAAACUAAUUAACAGGUGA